CACGCAUGCGCGAUUUUAGGGAGGCCAAGUGUCCGAAGAAAAAAUUGUCUACAUUCCAGCAUUGAUUUGCUGCUGAAACGCCACCCCCUGCAAACAUUCCUGGAUCAGGCCGCCCCUGCCCAGGUGCCCCUGUAAUGUCCUGUUAUACUUACGUGCUAAUGAGUUAAUAACUGCAACGCACCUCGGCACAUAUAAAAGAUACGUGAUGCAUCGGCACGUGGCGUAAAGCAUUGUUACUUUAUAAAUGAAUUUGUAGUCGAGCGUGUCGAAUUGAGGUGCAGCCGGGCCGGGACGCACACAACUGCAAAAUGGCAGCUAAGUACAAAUUAGUACAAAUCAUAGGAAGAGGCACUUUCGGUUUGGCUUGGUUGGCAAAAUCUUUGACUAGUCAAAGACCGUACGUCGUUAAGGAGAUACACCUUGCUGAUAUGACUGAGAAGGAUAGGAACCAAGCGGUGAAUGAAGUAGCCAUCUUGGCUAGUCUGAAACACGCCAAUGUGGUGCGUUAUCGGGAAGCUUUCAUGGAGCGAGACACAUUGCAUAUUGCUAUGGAGUAUGCCGAUGGAGGUGACUUGAAUGAAAUAAUCAAAUCCAACCGGCGGGACGGACAGCAUAUCACGGAGAAUUGCAUCAUGGACUGGUUUGUUCAGAUCUGCUUCGCGUUGUGUUACAUACACGCCAAGAAGAUCCUCCACCGAGAUCUGAAACCGCAGAACAUCUUCAUGACGAAUGAGGGAAUCAUUAAAGUGGGUGAUUUUGGCAUAGCUCAGAUGCUGCGUGGCACCAGAGAGCAUGCCCAUACUGCCAUUGGAACACCGUAUUACAUGUCGCCAGAGAUAUGCAGGCGAAAACCCUACAAUCAUAAGAGUGACAUGUGGGCAGCUGGGUGUGUCCUAUAUGAGAUGACGGCACUGGUUCAUCCAUUUGAAGCCAAUGACAUCUCUUCGCUGGUCAUCAAGAUCACGAGAGGAAAUUACAAGGCAAUACCAAGACACUAUGGACCUCUCCUGGACGAUUUAGUCUCUGUGUUGCUCCGUGUCGAACCCGAGCGACGCCCCUCUGCUGACCAAAUUCUGUCUAUCCCUGGAAUCCAGAAUUACGUGCUUGCGUUUACCGACCAAUGCAAGAACCAAUGUUCAUCACCAGGUAUCAUGAGGGAAUGGAGUCAGAGCUCAAACCACAAAGACGAAAAUGUUUUUCGAAACGAACAAACUUCAGCUGUGACAGCUAGGAGACACUCAUUCACAUCUAUUGCAACUGAGCAGAUUUUCUGCGCCCAGUCGACUUAUAGCAAAGAGCGGCACCAGUCAGUUAGAGAUCGUAUGGGUGAAUGUGAACUCGCUCAGCGUGGUACUGUUCUAAAAGUUCAAAGUGGUAACAAAGAAACAGCUCGUGUCAUUGCAGGUGGACAAUUUCGACACGUGCAUUGAACUGGUUGGCAACAUCGGGUUAUAAGCACUGUAUACCGAACUCCUAAUAAGGUAAAACCACUAACGGAAUACCAAGAUUGUACAAAAGGAUCAACUGAUCGUACAGCUUUCCAGCAAAGCAGUUUGUUAGCAUAUGGAGUAAACGGAACAGAUACUGAAAUAUCAGACGGAGAAAUAACUUCUGUUGAUGCUGAAAAUUCCAGUAACACGUUGAGAAAAGACUUUGUGCAGGGAAAGAUAGAAAUAUGUCAGAACAAGAAAGCAAACCUGAAUGACGAUCUUCAACUAAAAAUGCCGAUUACGAACCUCUUCGAUUUUGAGUGCAACGGAGACAACUCGGUGACGAUAGGGUCACUAAAGGAAUCGACGUACGUCUUGGAUAAGCCAUCCGUGAUAUGUGUCAGUAAUAAAGAAAGCAACAAGAGACGCCCAAGUGUUAUCACCAAAGUAGUUCAAAUUCCAGAAAGGUGUGAUGGAAACAGAAGGAAUAUUUUCCACCCUCGAAGUAGUAACAGUGAUUUAGAAGGCACAAAAACAAAACAUGAGUCUCGUGAAGAUAAAUUCUCCUGUGCUCGUGGCAACUGCAAUUGUGAUCUUCGUGAGUGUUCAGCCAACGCUCAGCACAACGGAGGCGUCUUAGCGGACUUGAACGAAUGCUUGUUUCGUAGCAGGAUAAGUACCGGGGAUUCGGCAAGAGAAGUUCGUGGCAAAAUUGAGACAUUUCGCGCCUACCUGGAAGAAAAGAUCGGGGUUGAAUUGUCUUUUGCAUGUCUGAAUGCAAUCAGAUCUGUGUCCGGUGGAAAAAUGCACCGGUUCGUGUCGGAUGAUAUUGCACUGAAGAGGAUGGGGGGAAUACUUGGCAAGGACAAAAUGCAAUUUGCACCGGCAGUGUUGUAUUUGCAUAAUUUGGAGCAAAGCUGUGAUUUGCUUCCUGAGUGAUUACACCAUGAUAGAAUAUUUGCAUAAUAUUAAAACAAUGCAAUAGGUUGUCUGAGCGAUAAAACGAACAACAAUCUACUAACCUGUAUAUCAUCACAGUUAACAGAAAUUGGGCGCCCCCUCCCCCACUGUAACAUCAAGCCCCACCCCCCCUCGCCCGUCUAUGGUGCGAAGCCAGGCUAUGCCAGUGUCUAGGGAUGGAUGACAAACAUAAAGGACAAUUAAACACAAACGUAUGGGAAGUAAAACAGUUAAUCUUUCCUUCUAUUCCUUAUUAAUAUUCAAAGUUGAGUGAUAAUUGUUUUUCACACAUUGUGGAAUUGGUCGUUCGAAAUGUUUUUGUUGUUAGGAAAAUGUAUACAUUUUAUGGGGAUUUUUUUUACGGAUAUCGGUUAAACUUGAAAUAUGAACACUCACACUGGGAUAGCCAGUCAGAAUUAAUCAAGCUCUCUUUCCGACACCACCAACACAUUGCUUGUGACUAAUACCUAAAAAGACAUUUCAAGAUAGGUUCUCCUUUUUUAAGCUUUCAACUUAAUUUUUUUCAAAUUAUAUUUCUUUUACUUUGUGCAUUAAUAAUCGGCCAUUAAUUUCGGCAAAUACUGGAUUUUUUUUGGUAACGUUUUACUGGUUCACUGCCAUAGGUUUGUACCUAUUGUCAUUGCUUUUGUGUCAUCAAUACCGAAUGUGAACAAGAAUGUGAAUUUCAAAUUGAAUGCCAAUUUCAAAUUGAAUGCCAAUGUCAAAAUUGUCAAUUGUUUUUCUUCUAAACACCCCCAGGCCAGCACUGUGACACAGUUGAGAGCAUAUAGGGAUGAGAUCGUAAGACUGUUUUCCAGACUUCGUAUGAAAAACCUCGGAAUAUCUGCCACUCUUGUAAUUUUCCAAACUUAAAGGCAUUGUGUUAUAUUGACGACAUCUGUUAUACAGUUCACGUACAUCUUUUUUUCUGUAAAUAUGAUCUCGAGGUAAACAAAAAGAAGUCCUUGAACAUUCGUAGAUAUUUUUUUACAAAUUCAAUUAUUUAUGUAUUUUUAAAAAUUUGAUAACAAUCGAGGUAAAACUUUUUAUUUUUGAACUAUACAAAACACGUCUAUCUACUGAAAGUACUUUUUAAUAUGAAAUAAACUAUUUAUUAAAUAGAACA
Molecule: messenger RNA, 3516 nt
Organism: Patiria miniata (bat star)
Lineage: Eukaryota; Metazoa; Echinodermata; Asteroidea; Valvatida; Asterinidae
Product: serine/threonine-protein kinase Nek3-like
Biological process (GO): protein phosphorylation
Molecular function (GO): protein kinase activity; ATP binding
Source: RefSeq, a predicted model, not a curated record